This is a messenger RNA of Porites evermanni, 858 nucleotides long. The record is from the annotation of a GenBank genome assembly. NCBI's taxonomy places the organism in Eukaryota, Metazoa, Cnidaria, Anthozoa, Scleractinia, Poritidae.
AUGAUCACGAACGAAGUCGUGGAUAACAUCUUUAACAAUCACAGCCACAGAAUCUCACAAUGGAAUCGCGAUGUUUUGAGUUCCCCAUUGUUGCAGGAGUAUGCUGAUGCCAUCCAUACAAAAGGCAGUCCUCUAGAAAACUGUUUUGGGUUUAUUGAUGGGACAAUGAGGUCCAUAGCUCGUCCUAAUCAACAACAAAGAAUUGUGUAUAAUGGUCACAAGAGAGUUCAUUCAUUAAAAUUCCAGUCUGUCGCUUUGCCAAAUGGGCUCAUUGGGAAUAUGUAUGGCCCUGUUGGUAAGUUACUCAUGCACAUUGUUUGUCAUAUAAAUUUUACCCAGAUACUCACAUUAGAGUAUUUUUUCCUUUGGGGGUGGGGAGGGAUGCAGAGGUAGGACAACUGGGUUUGUAAUAUAAGCAGUUUUUUUUAAUCAUACUUUUUUAUAACAUGCCUUGGACAGUAAUGAAUAAUAUUGACUAUUACCAUUAACAGUCAGUAUUAUUAUUAUUGUUAUUAUUAUCAUUAUUAUUAUUAUUAAUUACUAUAUCAACCUGUCUCACAAAGAAACAUUUCUGUCAUUAUUUUUCUUGCAGAAGGUAAAAGGAAUGAUGCUAGUAUGCUGGUGGAAUCCAACCUCCUCCAUGAGCUUGAGCAAAAUGCAUUUUCUCCAACAGGCGAGCCUAUGUGUGUGUUUUGGGACCCUGCGUAUCAUUUAGGAGUUCACCUACAAGCACCAUAUCGUAAUGGCAUUUUAACUCAAAUGAUGGAAGCAUACAAUGCUGAGAUGAGCUCUGUCAGAGUUACUGUUGAGUGGCUGUUUGGCAAUAUCAUUAAUGAUUUCAAAUUUUUUGGAUUUUAA